AUGGACGAAAGGCAAAUAAUUGCUGUAAGGGAGCUGAGGAAGCAGUUACAGGAAAUAGAAGAUGCUCUAGCCGCCCAAGAGAAGCUCUUGCAUGGGCGAAACCAAGGAAUGGCAACCCUUUCAUCACGUAUCGCUGAAACCACAAAUUCUGUAGAGGAGAGUGAAAAGGAAUUAAGAGUGGCUCAAGAACAUUUUGAGGAUGCAGAAAGAGAGAACAAUGUGGUGCGAUCAGAACGAGUAAGAAUUACUCAAAUAUCCGAGAACCAUCUUCAACGUGAUAUAUACGUGAGGGAAAUCUCAGAAGCUGAUGAAGGUCUAAGAGAAAUACAAAGUCAACUUGAGAGUAUUGGGGAUCAAGUAGAAAUACUAAAUGGGACUCAUGAAGAUGCAAAUACCAGAAAGAGACUUACCUUGGUGAGUCUCAUCUCAAUGUUAGACAAUCUUCAUGCUUCUUUGACUCGCAGUGUUCAGUGUGUUUCGUAUGAGGAAGAUAAUAGAGCACGAGAAGUUCUUAAAGCUUUGCGAGAGCUAUCACGAGAGCGUGAAAAGGCAUUUGGAUACUGUUUAAGAAAGAAACGUGAAGUUGCAGCUAUUAUUGAGCUAAAAAAGCAGCGAACAAAUGAACUUGUACUUGAUUCUCAAAAAAACCUAUCGUUACUGCGUGAGAAUCAGGAAAAGACAACUCUUGGUGUUGUUGAAGAAAUACAAGCGGAACGUAAAAUGCUUCAAGAAGAGAUUGAAAGUAUUCAAAGUGCAAAUCAGAAGCUCUGGGACACACUUCGUUAUACCAAAUAUUCCUCUGAUACUGUUCAGAGUGGUGACCACAAACGAGAAGCUGCAGUCUCAGCAAAUGAUGCUUUACAAGGUUCUCCUGAUUUGGAAAUAGAAAAAGAUCAUCUCCGUGAACAGUUAAAACUGUUUGAUGCCAAGAAAAACAAACUUCAUCGGAUGACAGAAGAACUAAGGAGUAGUACGAAUGCGGAAAUGGAAAAAAAGACACAGAAAUUAAGAGAUCUUCGGCGUGAAGUUCAUGUUCAGCAACGAGAAAGCAACAAAAUUGAAGGAGAAAGCCGGAAGCUUAAAUCUCUGUGUGAUUCCUUGGUAGCGUCACUUGGAGAGGGACGCUAA
Trypanosoma theileri is the source of this 1128-nucleotide messenger RNA. RefSeq lists its product as uncharacterized. Bases 1 to 1128 code for a protein of 375 amino acids. The record is from RefSeq and is a predicted model, not a curated record. Lineage: Eukaryota; Euglenozoa; Kinetoplastea; Trypanosomatida; Trypanosomatidae. The transcript has a single exon.